Trichophyton rubrum CBS 118892 is the source of this 486-nucleotide messenger RNA. RefSeq lists its product as uncharacterized. The transcript has a single exon. NCBI's taxonomy places the organism in Eukaryota, Fungi, Ascomycota, Eurotiomycetes, Onygenales, Arthrodermataceae. The coding region runs from base 1 to 486 and encodes 161 amino acids. The record is from RefSeq and is a predicted model, not a curated record.
AUGGACACCAUAUUUACCGACAUACACGGCAAGGUACACCCCAACACGGUUCCUCAGGGGCUUGUCAACCCUGGUGUCUGGGCCUCUCAGGUGGCGCGAUACCUCCCACAAAUGACGGCUCCACUCGCUGAGGUGGUGAGCAAAACACCUAGGCCGUUCGUAACGAAAGUGGGCGAAGCGCAAUGUUUUACGCCCAGCUUCUACGAUGGGCGCGUUGUCCUUGUAGGCGAUGCCUUCACUGGCUUCAGGUCUCAUUUGGGGAUGGCAUCGGAACAGGCUGCUCGCCAUGCUGUGCAAAUGGACAAGGUCUGGCGGGGAGAGAUGACCAUGGAACAACGCGACCGGGAGGCAAUUCUAUACGCGAAACGCUUCAUUUUGUUGAAUAGGAUGGUUGGAUGGACAGGCCUAGGAUGGGUAUUUUCCCUUUUCACCGCAAUGGCGAGUUAUGCGUGGCUGGCUAUUCAGCAGGGGCUGGGUAUUGCGUAA